Molecule: messenger RNA, 3294 nt
Organism: Gordionus sp. m RMFG-2023
Lineage: Eukaryota; Metazoa; Nematomorpha; Gordioida; Chordodea; Parachordodidae
Product: replication factor C subunit 1-like
Exons: 24
Coding region: 16-3183 (1055 amino acids)
Biological process (GO): DNA replication; DNA repair
Cellular component (GO): nucleus; DNA replication factor C complex
Molecular function (GO): DNA clamp loader activity; ATP binding; ATP hydrolysis activity
Source: RefSeq, a predicted model, not a curated record
UUCUAUCCGCGGCUAAUGGAUAUAAGAAAAUAUUUUGGAAAUAAGGAUAUAAAACAAUUGUCAAACAAAAUAACAAAAAAAAAGAAGGCUUCUUUAUUAUCAAAUCAUACCUCAGAAGAUGAAGAGCCUCUGCCUCAAAUUAUGAGAAGCAGGAAAAAAAAUUUGAGUGUAAAUACUAUUUCUUCUGAAUCUGAUGAAGAAACCAAUAUGCCCAAAAAAUUGGGGAAAAAUAUUGCAAUAUACAAUAAAGAUUUAAAAAUGAUAAAAUCUAUAAAUGAUGAAAAUUGCUCUCCUAAAAAAGAUAAUAUAUCCUCCAAAGUUAAAUGUAGAAAUAUAACUGCAAAUGAAUAUUUUAAUUCAAAAUCUGCCAAUAAUAAGAGUUUAACUCAACAUAUAACCCUUGAUAUUGAAAGAGAAGAAAUUACACCUACUUUAGUUACCAAUAUUAUUCCAGAAAAUAAAUUAUUUUAUUCUUUGCUAAAAGGUAAAGAUCAAAAAGUGAACAAAAAAACUAAAGAAAGAAAUGUUGACCAAAGCAUUGCAAAAAAGGCUAAAAUUGUUAAAAAACAAAAAGCUAACAAAGAUGAAAUUGAAAUGUUAGAGGAAAUUCAUAAAAGUUCAACAAGAAAUUCAAAGCCUUUCACCCAUGACAACUUGGAGAAUGAUGAAAAAACGGUUGCCAAAAAAAGUGCAUACAAUGCAUUUAAACAAAGAGAAGGACCAAAGGCUUUGGGCUUAAGAGAGAUACCAGAGGGCCAGGAGAAUUGUUUUGAAGGCCUAAUAUUUGUUGUAACUGGCAUAUUGGAAAGCUUGGAGAGGGACAAAUGCAAAGAAAUCAUAGAGAUCCAUGGGGGUAAAUUGACCCUAUCCAUCUCGAGGAAGACCGAUUACAUGGUUGUUGGAAGGGAACCAGGUCCCGCGAAAAUUGAGAAGGCAAAAACUUGUAAAGUCAAACAGAUAAACGAGGAUCAAUUUUUCGAACUUUUAAAGACCUUACCCGGUAAAGAAUCUAAAUACCUUAUUUACGACCCCGAAAAUGAGACAAACAAGAUAGAUCAAAAAGUUUCGCAGGCAAAUGAGAAUGCCAAACUGAGUAAUAAAGGUAAGAGGACAUCAUUCGAUGCCACACUAAGUGCAAAAGCUGGGGACAUCGGGAAAUAUAACGGGAAGAAAGUCACUUGGAAAAUGAACAUUGAAGAUGAUGACAUCGAAUACAUAGAACAAAUAAACGCAAAAAAGCCAACCUCUGUCAAAAAGCAGAAAUUAAGUGAUCAGGAUAUUGUUAAAAAACCUCACGGUACUAUCAUUAAAAAUCUCGCCAAAAAUGAAUCCGAUAAGCAAGUCGAAAAGGUCGACAUUGACAAAACUUACAUGUGGGUAGAUAAAUACAAACCUAAAUGUACUCGGGACAUCAUAGGGCAACAAGGGGAUAAAAGUAGUUUAAAUAAAUUAAUGCAAUGGCUCGGGGAUUGGUUCUACAACCAUGGUAGUCAACAAAGUACCGAUAAUAAAGGAAAACAAAUAAAAUCUGCUAAAAAAGGAUACAAUCAACAAGAAAAUUCUGACUUUAAAGCUGCAUUGCUCUCUGGGCCUCCUGGUGUUGGUAAAACAACGACAGCUAUAUUAACUAGCAAAGAAUUAGGUUUUACUUAUUCGGAAUUAAAUGCCUCCAACAUUCGUUCAAAGAAAUGCUUAAAAAACCUCUUUUCGGAUAGCUUGACCUCUUACAAUAUGCCCAAUUUUUUGCAAGGAAAUCAUUCAAAAUUUAAAAAUCAUGUUUUGAUAAUGGAUGAAGUUGACGGUAUGGCCGGUAACGAGGAUCGAGGCGGAAUUCAAGAACUUAUAGCGCUCAUUAAGACCACUAAGAUGCCUAUAAUUUGCAUAUGCAAUCAAAGAGGUGACCCAAAAAUGAGAAUGUUAGUCAAUUAUUGUUACGAUCUACGAUUUUCAAAACCCCGACCAGAACAAAUCAAAGAAGCCAUGCUUAAAUUGCUUUACAACGAAAAAGUGACGAUAGAACCCGCCAUAGUUCAAAGAGUUAUUCAAGCUUGCAAUAGUGACAUUCGUCAGAUAAUUCAUAGUCUUAGUUUAUUCAGUGCUGACAGCAAAAGUCUUAAAUAUGCCGAUCUAGGCUCAGAAAUUAAAACCAUGAAAAAAGAUAUCAAACUGGAUGAUUUUGAGAUAACCCGAACCAUGUUUUCUGCCGAGUCUUCAGCUGAUACUGAUGUACUUAGGAAAAAGGCCGACCUAUUUUUUAUGGAUUAUACCAUGGUUCCUUUGUUCAUUCAGGAUAAUUAUCUUACUGUUCAAUCAUUCGCUGCUAAUAAAGACAACGAUGCUCAAAUGCUACUUAUAUCGCAAAGCGCGGAUUUUAUAAGCGAUGGAGACUUGAUGACUCAAACUAUCCAAAAAACAAAUAAUUGGAGUUUAUUGCCUUUAGUGGCUCUCAGCUCUGCCGUGGCUCCUGGGGAGAUAAUGAAAGGCUAUUUUGGAGGUAUGAUAAAUUUCCCAAAGUUUUUUGGUAAGAAUUCGAAGAAAACCAAAUUUCAACGUAUGCUCAAAGAGCUCAAGACUCACAUGAUGCUUAGAACUUACAGCGACUGGUUAAGUAUAAAUUUAGAUUAUAUGAACUCUCUUAAAAACAGUCUUUCACUUCCUCUCCUCUCUAACGCUACUAAUAAUAAUAUCGAAGACCAUUUGAGUGUCGAUGAUGGAAUAGAUAGAGUAAUAUCCACCAUGCAUUAUUACUACUUACUUAAAGACGAUCUAGACAACAUUGUUGAAAUGUCGAAAUGGGAAAGUAAAACACAACCUUGUCAGGGAAAGAAGGGACAGAUUAUAAAAGACACAUUUUCACUCAUCAAUCCUAAAGUAAAAGCUGCCCUAACGCGAGCUUAUAAUAAACGUUCUUUCCGGAUUCCUUAUGUGCUUGAGCAUACGUCUGAUUUUGUUAUUAAAAGAAAGUCUGGGCGAAGUAAAUCUAAAGCCUCCAAGAAAAUAUCUUUGGAUAACGAAGAAAUAUUUUUGGAAGAUGGGAAUAAUACGAACGUAAAUGAAGAGAGUGGCACAGAAGGAAGUGGCGGAAGUGAUAAAGAAGACCCCGAUUUUGAUAUAGUUGAUGAUAAAAUGAUUAAGAAAAAAACUACCAUCAAAAAACAAAGUUCAAAAGCCAAAAAGAAAUAGAGUUUAUUAGUAAAGCUUAUUCGAAUUUUUUUAUGUAAAUUUGUAAUAUAGUAUUAUUUAUGUCAAAAUAAUUAUUUGUACACCAAUUAAUUUUACAAAAUAAAAACGUCG